CCUUUGUGUGCAAAGCAAGUUUACCUAAAACAGGAACUUAAUAAGGAACUUAAGUUGGGAGCCAAACCAAACUUAACGGUCCUUUCUCUCUAUAACAUGAACGCAGCUUCACAUGUGUCAGAAACAUGCAUGGUGCAACUUGUGCUGGUGUUUCUGCAGGCUGGCGUGGGAAAGGCACCAGCUGCCGACACACCUCCUUCACCUUAAGCAAGGUUGAGGUCCUGACACGUGAUCGGGCCCCUCGGACUUAAAAAGGCUGCGCGUGGCCCCAACAGGUUCACUCUGCUGGUCAAGAUGAGGGGUCUGCUCGCUCUCACCGCGCUGUUUGUGGCCGUUCUCGGCAAGGAGACGUUUGAGGGGCAUCAGGUGCUCCGCAUUGUUGCAAAGGAUGAAAUCCAACUGUCUCUCAUCAAGGACCUGGAGGACAUGAGCGAGUUCGAGCUGGACUUCUGGAGGGGCGUGACUGAUGUGGAGACUCCUGUUGAUAUCAGAGUUCCCUUCCACAGCCUGCAGUCCGUCAAAAUCCACCUGGAGACUCAGGACAUCGAGUACUCCGUCAUGAUCGAAGACGUUCAGAUGAUGCUGGACGAGGAGCAGGAGGAGAUGGAGUCUGCUGCUCGCGUCGCUGAGCCCAGAAACACCGACAGCUUCGACUACUCCAGGUACCACACCAUCAACGAGAUCUACAGUUUCCAGGACAUGCUGGUCGCUGAGAAUCCCAACAUGGUCAGCAAGAUCGUGAUCGGUCAGAGCUACGAGGGUCGUCCCCUCAACGUGCUCAAGUUCAGCACCGGUGGAACCAACCGUCCUGCCAUCUGGAUGGACACUGGUAUCCACUCCAGGGAGUGGGUCACUCAGGCCAGCGGCACCUGGUUCGCCAAGAAGAUUGUGACUGAUUAUGGCCGUGACCCCGCCCUCACCGCCAUCCUGGACAACAUGGACAUCUUCCUGGAGAUCGUGACCAACCCCGAUGGCUUCUCCUACACUCACACCAACAACCGUAUGUGGCGUAAGACCAGGAAGCCCAACCGCAACUCCAACUGUGUGGGAGUCGAUCCCAACAGGAACUGGGAUGCUGGUUUUGGAGGAGCUGGAGCCAGUGGCAACCCCUGCUCAGAGACCUACCGUGGACCCAGUGCCCACUCCGAGCCCGAGGUCAGGUCCAUUGUGGACUUUGUGAGGUCUCACGGUAACAUCAAGUCCUUCACCUCCAUCCACGCCUACUCCCAGAUGCUCCUGUACCCCUACGGCUACACCAGGACUCCAGUCAAGGACCAGACCGAGCUGCACAAUCUGGCUAAGAAGGCCGUCAGUGACCUGUCCUCUCUGUACGGGACUCGCUACAGAUACGGCAGCAUCAUCAACACCAUCUACCAAGCCAGCGGCGGCACCAUCGACUGGACCUACAACCAGGGCAUCAAGUACUCCUUCACCUUCGAGCUGAGGGACACCGGUCGCUAUGGUUUCAUCCUGCCGGCCAAUCAGAUCGUCCCCACCGCCACCGAGACCUGGCUGGCUAUGAUGGCCAUCAUGGACCACACCUUCAAGAACCCAUACUAAAGUGUGUGUGUGAGAAAGUGUGUGUGUGUGAGUGUGAAGAGGAUACUGUUGACAAAUGUCACCUUUAAUAUGUCAUCUUUAAGACUAACAUCAUCAUCAUCAUCAUCAUCAUACGUCACCAUGGCCCCUCAGAAAUUGUAAAAAUCACAAACAGACGAAUAAAAGAGCAAACUGGAAAACUGAUGAUUCUAUUUAUUUUUUCAAAUAUUUUUUUAUUGGAUAUGUUUAUUCUGCAUUAUUUCCACAUCUGUUAAAUAUCUAAUUAAUAAGACCAAUAUGAAUCAUUCCUGAC
Molecule: messenger RNA, 1852 nt
Organism: Centropristis striata (black sea bass)
Lineage: Eukaryota; Metazoa; Chordata; Actinopteri; Perciformes; Serranidae
Gene: cpa5
Product: carboxypeptidase A5
Exons: 11
Coding region: 295-1560 (421 amino acids)
Biological process (GO): proteolysis
Molecular function (GO): metallocarboxypeptidase activity; zinc ion binding
Source: RefSeq, a predicted model, not a curated record